Dunckerocampus dactyliophorus (ringed pipefish) is the source of this 2684-nucleotide messenger RNA. RefSeq names its product bora aurora kinase A activator (gene bora). Gene Ontology annotation, molecular function: protein kinase binding. The record is from RefSeq and is a predicted model, not a curated record. Gene Ontology annotation, biological process: regulation of mitotic nuclear division; activation of protein kinase activity; regulation of mitotic spindle organization. Gene Ontology annotation, cellular component: cytoplasm; nucleus. The coding region runs from base 111 to 1727 and encodes 538 amino acids. Lineage: Eukaryota; Metazoa; Chordata; Actinopteri; Syngnathiformes; Syngnathidae. The transcript is spliced from 12 exons.
UGAGGGUGAAAUUGAAAUAAAUUUCCACAGACGCCUUACUUGGGGCUCAUUCUUUGCUCAUCAGCUGCUGGUUUUCGCUUUGGCAUCAAAAAUACUUGAUCACCUAUGUUAUGGGUGACCACACCAAGAUACAUAUCACUCCAGCAAGACCAUCGGUACGAAACCCCUUUGAGAGUCCCAAUGACUACCGCCACUUGCGGGAACCCUUGGUGCCGAGUCCAUCUGCGUUCCAGUCCAAAACUUGUAAAGCUACUCCCCCCAAGUUUAACUGGUCUAUUGAAGAAAUGGCCAGUCUGCUCCCAGUGGACAUAGACCAAGAAGAAAUCCAGAGACAAUCAUUUUACCUCAGCCAGACAAGGGCAGACUCCGACACAGAGGAAAAGCGCCAGACUGCUAUAGAACAGUUUUUUACCAAAGAAGCCAUUGUGCCCUCCCCGUGGGCGGUGUCAGACACCCGGAAAGCCCUUCACGUGUAUAAAAAAAGCUCUCUGUCUCCGGCAAUCGCAGAGGAGCCAGAAAAACACUCAGUUUCCUGUCAGACAAGCCUCUCAAUACCUGUGGCCUUUGAUUUGGAGAGGCUUCUAGGGGAGUACUACCGUAAUGAGGAAGUAGCAUGCGAUGCGGUCCAGGAAAGCCUCAGCUCCUCCUCUUUAAGACGCAAGCUCUUCCUGGAUGGCCAAGGCGCUUCCAGUGGCUCCGAUAACUCCGGUCCGCCAACCCCAGAGAGAGGUCUUUCCCCGGAAGGACGGCCGCCAUUGAAGCAAGAUGAGGACGCUGCACACAACUUUGAGGGAGCUACUUCACCCAACUUUUCCUCUCCUUUGUCUUGCGCUAUGACAGCCCCCACUCCUUCUACGGGUCAGUUCUCCUCCAGUCCCAUCCAGCAGGGUCGCUUCCGGGACUGCAGCCUCGGCAGCAUCACAAGCCCUCUCUUCCCCGAUAGGUCGUCCCCUGCUGGCAUGGGCUCCCCUACCGUUUCGCCUAUUCUUGCACAUACAGCUUGCACACCCUCGGGCUCAGCCGAGUGGAAGCGAGUGUGCAGUUUAACUCCAUGCAGCGUUCCCGUGGACAUGGACACCCCCUCCUGCGCCACGAGUCCAUAUGUGGAGGGCUGCUCUCCCAUUCGAGGCUGUUCUCCGCACCAGCCCCACUCUGACCCCCGGCAACAACGUGCCAAAUCCAAGCCCAGGGCCAGCUUCCGUUGCUGGGCCUCCCCUCCCCUCAUCUCGCCCAUCCUCAACCCCAGGCUACCUGACAACAAUGAGGUAGAGGACCUGACGCACUCUUCCUCAUCUAUUCUUUCCAUCGAUCUAGAUCAAUCCUCCCCUCUGAAUCGGAACCAUCGCUCUCAUGAGAGGCUCAGCUUGGGGUUUAUAGAGGCUGAGAAAACAGAGGAAAUGACGAUGGAGAGAAAACUUGAAGAGUAUGAAGAGGCGGACAAUGGCGUCCUCUCAGGACAGCUGACAAGUUCUCGAAUGGGCAACGUCUCCGCCACAGAAAGCUCUCAGAUGUUUGUGUCUCUUCUGGUGGACGGAAGUAGCAUACGUUACGAUUCCAGCAUGCAGGUGGACAGCGGAUACAACACUACCUCAGCAGGCGCCAGCAGUCUGGUCUAUGGCCUCGGCUCAGACUCUCACGGCAAGGAGUCCUUCAGCUCCAACCUCCCAGAAGAUGCCUUCCACCUCAACAGGCCCUCAAAAAUAAAGGCGUGGCAUCCUCAUCACUAAACUGUCCGACGCACGGGAAGGAACGCCACUACUUGCAGCUUUUUUAAAUGAGUUGUCUCCACUGGUAGGAGUCUUUCAUUGGGGCAUUAAAUACGCUUCCAUUCGUGCUUAUGUCUUCAGAGAGGUUAAAGUUCAAUGUCCUUUUGCUGUACCCACUGUGUUGGUGAUGGCACUUCAAGGGAUAAUCACUUUUUGGUCACCACUUUACAAUAAGGUACACAAACAUACAGUAGUCACUGAGGAACUAAUGACGAAGGCACAUCAAUUUGGACUAGUUACUAAGGACCGAAUGAGGAACUAAUGAGUGGUGGUUAGGGUUAGGUAGGUUCGUUCCUCAUUUACUAGUGUCAUUUUAUGUACCUUUUAUUGUAAAGUGUUACCCACUUUAUCUUUUCAUGUGAGUGAGGCUCAGUGAUGAUGAUCAUCACACUUGUACUGUAUGGUUUUUAUAGAAAAUUAUGGAUUUUUAUAUAUUUAACUUUUUUUUUUCUUUGACUGUCAAUCAGAACUGUGAAGAUUCAGGUGGCUUGUACAUUUUAAAUGUGUUCCCCCAUCACCCAAAAUAAGACUUUUUAAAGAGUGCCAUUAAUGAUUGUUGCUGGAUCAUUAAAUGAACACAAUUGUUUUUAGCUGCUUGAGAACAUGCUUUUUCCUCACUCCGGUAAUAGUUCGUGGAGUUUGGUUUCAUGUCUCUGUACUUAGACACUUGAAUAUCCUCCAUAUUGUGGCUCAUAGAGCCAUUUCAACAUACUGUAUGUAGUACCUGUAUAUGAUGUGAAGCAGUGGUCCACAACCUUUUUGGACCCACGGCCAGGCUCGUGUUCCCACAAAUCUCCGCGGACCGGGGUGGUGGUGGGGGUCGUAUAGCAUUUAUUGUGUAAAACUAAGACCGGAACAACAUCAAAUAAAAAGCACAAAGUAAAUACACACCCACCAUCCACCACUAUAAGCUUGGAG